Molecule: messenger RNA, 513 nt
Organism: Penicillium coprophilum
Lineage: Eukaryota; Fungi; Ascomycota; Eurotiomycetes; Eurotiales; Aspergillaceae
Product: DUF1993 domain-containing protein
Exons: 1
Coding region: 1-513 (170 amino acids)
Source: RefSeq, a predicted model, not a curated record
AUGGCUUCCCCAUUCUGCAGUUAUACUAUCCCCACUUUCACCAGGGGCAUCAAGACCCUCUCUGCCCUCCUAAAAAAGGCGGAAGAACAUGCGAAAGAAAACAACAUCCCGCUUGAUGAAGUCCUCAACGCUCGCCUUGUUGAGGAUAUGAAGCCUCUUUCUUUCCAAAUUGUGAGCGUAACAAACACCAUCCAUAAGACCCUCGCCCGCGCGUCUUUCGUUGAGCCUCCGCCACAUGAAGAGCCCGAUAAGACCUAUGAAGACCUUUACAAGCGCCUCGAUCGGACACUUGCGGAGCUGGAAACGGUCGAUCUGGCCAAUAUCGCCUCGAAAGAAGGACAAAAAUUCAAGGUUCCACUCGGAAAUCAUGAAUUUGAUUGGACAUCGGAGGAGUUUUCGGUGCGAUUGGCGAUCCCCAAUUUCUACUUUCAUGUCGUGACGGCGUAUGGUAUUUUGAGGGCGAGAGGUGUGCAGAUUGGGAAGAUGGAUUAUCUAUCGGAAUUUACGGCGUAG